Messenger RNA from Lycium ferocissimum, 841 nucleotides. RefSeq lists its product as uncharacterized. Bases 179 to 841 code for a protein of 220 amino acids. The record is from RefSeq and is a predicted model, not a curated record. Gene Ontology annotation, molecular function: RNA binding; cysteine-type endopeptidase inhibitor activity. NCBI's taxonomy places the organism in Eukaryota, Viridiplantae, Streptophyta, Magnoliopsida, Solanales, Solanaceae. The transcript is spliced from 4 exons.
UAGUUUCUUGCUUCCCUAUCCUUGUUAGCAUAGGAUUUAUCGUAUAAUUGAUGGUUAUAUAUUUGGUUCUUUGUUCUCAAAACGUAACAUUACUUUCUUGUUUUCAUCUACAAUUAAUUGCUCUCCUUCUUCUUUCACAAAUAAGAACAACUCUUUAAUUUCUUUAAUACCAAUUAUCAUGGCAACUUAUCCUUUUGAACGAAGAGAAUAUUUAGAAGAUGUGAUUGAGAGUCAGGGUUUCUAUGUGAUGAACGAUUAUGGAAGGAAGAUACCUUGUGGUAUAAGGAAAAUUGGAGACAAUUCUGAAGCUUUUGAAAAAGCAAAAAAAGCUGCUAUUUUUGCAGUUGAUAAACACAAUGAGAAAUUGGAGAAUUCAUCAAAAUUGAAAUUAUUGAAAAUUGUAAAUAUCAAUUUUGAACCAACUGCUGGAGCAAUUUAUUACAUAACCUUGGCAGCUAUGGAUACUUCUACUGGAAAAAUUCUUCAUUAUCAAGCUAAAGUACUGGAAAAAAUCAACACUGGUUUCAAAGUUGAGAUGUUUCGACUUGCCCCAUAUGUGCCAAAAGUCUCAGAAUAUGAUGAAGAGAAAAAUUGUUGUAUUAGGAUUAAUAAUUUGCAGGACUGGAUGGAUGAGAACUAUCUUUAUUAUAAGUGCUGCUACAUAUUCAAAAAGCUUGUUUCUGUGAAGGUGAUUAAAGAUGAAGAAACUGGAAAAUCAAUGGGCUAUGGUUUUCUUAAUUUCAAAACUCACUCAGUAGCAAUGGAAUUUUCAGAGAGAAAUAAAGGAAAGCCAAUGCCAAAUUCCAACCAAAUUUACUCAUUGGCGUUUGGAAAAAACUGA